Molecule: messenger RNA, 691 nt
Organism: Eruca vesicaria subsp. sativa (arugula)
Lineage: Eukaryota; Viridiplantae; Streptophyta; Magnoliopsida; Brassicales; Brassicaceae
Source: the annotation of a GenBank genome assembly
AAAAAAGUCAAAAUCAGCUUCUCUCGAGCGACGAUGGAUCACAUGGCGGCGGCGGAAGAGCAAAUUGUAACGGAGAGGCUUAGGAGAAAGAUGGAAGAAGUCAAUGCAUCUGCUCAAUCUCAGCUCUCUCCUAUUCAAGAUCACAUCAAUUUCACCCUUCAGCAAGCUUACUUCAAGUGUGCAUACGAGUGCUUUGACAGAAGCAGGAAGCAAGAGGAGAUAGCCAACUGUGUUGAGCACUGCAGUGUUCCUGUUCUCAAAUCUCAGCAGUUUUUCGAAGGCGAAAUGGCUCAGUUUCAGGAAAGGAUGAACAGAUCUCUCAUGGUCUGUCAAGACAAAUUUGAGGCUUCGAAGCUUCAUAAGAACAGGGUUGAUGCAGCCAAAGAUAUGGAGAGUUGCGUUAAUCAAUCCAUUGAGGAGAGUUUGAACACGUUGCCUCACAUUGUGCAGAGGAUGAAGACAGCCUUCUCCAUUCGCGACUAAAACAGUUUAUCUCUUAGAGAUAAAAAUACUAUCUUUUACCUUUGUCUUGGCUGAUUCAUAAUGCUAAAACAUUUUUUAACCUUUGUAAUGGUCUUUUGUCUGAAGAUUUGAUAGUUGUUACUUUUUUCUGUCAUUGAUGAUUGUUUUUAGUUGAGACAGGAGCCAAUAAAAGACGUCUCCUUGGUCUUGUAGAUAAAGAGAAUAAACA